AUGGCGGCGUGUCUUGAGAAGCGUGACGAGGAACUUCGGCUUCUGAAGUCGGAGCUGAAAGAGGCACACAGUGCGCAGCAGGUGGCCGAGACGGCUCUGCGUGCGGCAGAGCUGGAGAGAAACGAAGCUGAGGCCAGCGUGGCUCAGUUGCAGCAGAAGCUAGCAUCCAUGCAGGCCAGCCCAGCGCAAGUGGCGCAGGACAGGGACGAGCUGCGAGUGUCCGAAUCCCCGGCGUCAUCAGGGCAAUCUGCCGCAGCCAUGCUGCCGACCCUGCUGACUGGGUCGCCUGGGGAUGAGCAGGUCCGCCGGCCGUCUCAGGUGCUGAAGGACUGCGGCCAGCGCGGCCGCCUCUUCCGCGAGAUACCCAAACCAGAGGCUGGUGCUGAUGGCCCCAAGAGCUUGUGGCCUGAGGCGACCUGCGAAGGCUACGGCCUCAGCUCCGAGGCGCGGGCUGAGCUCCGGGCCAGCAACCGCCAGGCCGAGGAAAAUGCUCGGCAAAGCGGAGGUCUGGCAGAGGAGCUCCUGACCUUGUACCGCCAGCAGUUCAAUCGCGACCCAAAGACCGCAGCCGCCUGGCGCAAUUUUCGAAUUCGGGGGGCCGCGUGGCUGGAGGAAUCAGGUUCCAGUCGCUCCAUGGCACACGCACCACAUUUGCUACAUCUGGUACAUCUGCACCUUUUACAGGACCACCUGGUGAACUUCGCGCAGGGCCUCCAGCGCAAGCUGCCAUACCGAGCGGCUGCGCAGCUUCUGGCCCGGUCGCCAAAGAAGGUUUGA
Messenger RNA from Symbiodinium natans, 777 nucleotides. NCBI's taxonomy places the organism in Eukaryota, Dinophyceae, Suessiales, Symbiodiniaceae. The record is from the annotation of a GenBank genome assembly.